Dictyostelium discoideum AX4 is the source of this 1584-nucleotide messenger RNA. RefSeq names its product mitochondrial substrate carrier family protein (gene mcfV). The record is from RefSeq and is a predicted model, not a curated record. The transcript is spliced from 2 exons. The coding region runs from base 1 to 1584 and encodes 527 amino acids. Gene Ontology annotation, biological process: transmembrane transport. NCBI's taxonomy places the organism in Eukaryota, Evosea, Eumycetozoa, Dictyosteliales, Dictyosteliaceae. Gene Ontology annotation, cellular component: mitochondrial inner membrane.
AUGAAUAGUUCUGAUUUUAAAAAGAGCUUUAAAGAAUCGACAGAAAAUAAUAGCAACACCUAUAGACCAUCCAAAACCUUAAAUACUUAUAAAAGUCUCAAAAAUGGUAACAAUAUUGCUAAUUCCUUAAUCAUUCAAUUGAACAAUAAUGUAAACAAUAAUUUGAAUAAAGAAAAAUUAAUAAAAUCAAAUAAUAAUAAAUUAUUAAAUUUAAACAAUAAUAAUAAGAAUAAUAAUAAUAAUAAUAUUAAUAAUAAUAACAAUUUAAUUUCCAAAAAUGGUAUUCUAAACAAUAUUAUUAAAAACGAAAAUCAAAAUAAAAUUUUAAAAGGAAAUAAUAAAAACAAUUCAAAUUCAAAAUUAGAUGUUUCAAAAAAAUCAAUUUCAAAAGAAAAUGUCAAUUAUUUAGUAUCAGGAUCGAUUGCUGGAGCAAUAUCGAGAUCUGCAACAGCAGGAUUUGAAAGAUUAACGAUUAUUCAACAAGUUCAAGGUAUGUCACAAAAUCUUAGUCAAGGUUAUGUUGGAUGCAUUGCUGCUAUGAAAGAGAUGGUGAAGAGGGAAGGAUUUAAAUCAAUUUGGAAAGGAAAUGGCGCAAACAUUGUAAAGGUUUCCCCAAAUUCUGGAAUUCGAUUUUUAACUUAUGAAUUUUGUAAAAAACAUUUUUUAGACAACUCUUCAAAUCAUCCAUCUUCAUCUUCGAUUGAGAAUGGUAUUGAUGGUAAUGGUGUUGGUUGUGGUAGUGGUAGUGAAAUGAAGAUGACAGUUCCCCAAACAAUGUUUUCUGGUGCAAUGGCUGGACUUACCUCAACCUUUUUCACAUAUCCUUUGGAUGUUGUUAGAAUAAGAUUAUCACUUCAAGGAUCUUGUUCAAAUGAUUAUGCAGCUCAUCGUUAUAAUGGUAUAACUCAUAGUUUCUUUAAAAUUCACAAGGAUGAAGGUGUAAAAGGUCUUUACAAAGGUUUGGGUACCUCCAUUGCUUCAAUUGUACCUUGGGUUUCAAUUAGUUUUGCAACUUAUGAAGGUUUUAAAAUAAUUUGUAAAAAAAUGAUUUUAAAUUAUCAAAUAUCAUCAUCAUCAUUAUCAACAACAACUACAACACCAUCAUCAAUUAAUAAUAAUAAUAAUAAUAAUAAUAAAAAUAAUAACUCAUUUAUUUAUGAAAAUGAACUUGGUGAAAAUGGUAUUAAUUUAACAAAUACAUCCGGUUGUUCAACUAUGGCAUCAACAAUGCCUUCAUCGCUAUUGAUAAAUUCUGUUGCUUCUGAUGAGAAUGAAUUGAAAAAAGGUGUAAAUAUGAUUUGCGAUUUUGUUUGUGGUGCUCUUAGUGGUGCUGUUACUAUGACUGUUUGCUAUCCUUUGGAUGUUUUAAGAAGAAGAAUGAUGAUUCAAGGUAUUGGUGGUAAUAAAGUACUCUAUAAAAAUGGCUGGGAUGCGACAAAGAAAAUCUUAUCAAAUGAAGGUUUGGUUGCUUUCUAUCAUGGUAUCAUUCCUGCUUAUUUUAAAGUUGUCCCAACUGUUGCCAUUUCUUUUGCUGUUUAUGAAAUUUGUAAAGAUUUAGGUUCAAAUAAAUAUCAACAAAAAUAA